Messenger RNA from Yarrowia lipolytica CLIB122, 570 nucleotides. RefSeq lists its product as uncharacterized. Gene Ontology annotation, biological process: retrograde vesicle-mediated transport, Golgi to endoplasmic reticulum; protein retention in ER lumen. Lineage: Eukaryota; Fungi; Ascomycota; Dipodascomycetes; Dipodascales. The record is from RefSeq and is a predicted model, not a curated record. Gene Ontology annotation, cellular component: Golgi membrane.
AUGGACGAACCAAGCUCCUCGCCACUAGACAUUGUCUCGGUGCGUUUCCGACGCGCGCUGCAGGUGUACCAGCACUACGUCGACAAGUGUGUGCCUCACAAAAUGAACCGAUGGGUGGCGUUUGGCGUGUUGCUAACGCUGUUCAUGGUGCGGAUCAUCAUGGCACAGGGCUGGUACGUGGUCUGCUACACGCUGGGCAUCUACCUGCUCAAUCUGUUUCUGGCCUUUUUGCAGCCCAAGUUUGAUCCUUCUCUGAAAAGCGAUCUGGAGAUGGAGGACGCUGAGGAGGGCCAAUUACCAACCGAGGAGCCUGAGGCCUCGUCGUCGUCGGAAGAGUUCAAGCCCUUCAUUCGACGGUUGCCCGAGUUCAAGUUCUGGCACUCUGCGACCCGGGCCACUGUCAUUUCGCUCGUGUGCUCCUUCAUUCCGGCGUUUGACAUUCCCGUCUUCUGGCCCAUUCUGCUCAUCUACUUCUUCAUUCUCUUUUCGCUGACCAUGAAGAAGCAGAUCCAGCACAUGAUUAAGUACAGAUACCUGCCAUUUGAUAUUGGUAAGAAGACCUACAAAUAG